Molecule: messenger RNA, 660 nt
Organism: Harpegnathos saltator (Jerdon's jumping ant)
Lineage: Eukaryota; Metazoa; Arthropoda; Insecta; Hymenoptera; Formicidae
Product: MD-2-related lipid-recognition protein
Exons: 4
Coding region: 30-563 (177 amino acids)
Biological process (GO): sterol transport
Molecular function (GO): sterol binding
Source: RefSeq, a predicted model, not a curated record
CGAUACUCCGCUCGGUUGUCUGCCUGCCUAUGUGUGAACUGACCCUCACGUUGCUCUUCUUUCACUUGACUACGAACCACCGUCCAUCGAGGAUGAACCGGAACAGCGCGCUCGUCACCGCAGUCUUCCUGAGCCUGGUCGUAUACGCGACUCAUGCGGAAGUCGUGCAUUGGCAUUCAUGUCCUGAGCCUAUUUCUACAAAUUGCGUCAUACACGAGGUACGCGUGGAACCGUGCGCAGAGGCCCUGGAAUCGAAGCCCUGUGGCUUGAAGAGAGGUCGCAAUGCGAGCAUAAGUUUCGACUACACCGCCGACUUCAGCGGCAAUGUGUUCAGCAGGGCGUACUGGGCUUCCGAACUCAUGGAUCUACCGUUCUUGGGCAUGCCACUCGACGCGUGUACGUCCACUGUUUGUCCGGUCCAGCCCGGUCAGAGGCAAACAUAUUCAGUAGUAUUGCCAAUAUCAAAGAAAUUCCCUACGCGAAAGUACGAUCUCAAGUGGAAGUUGUGGAACGAGCAGGAGAACAGUUGCUGUUUCAUGUUGGCCAUUAAAUUGCUGAAGUGACACUGUUGUUCUUAAAUCCAACGCACGUCAUUCUUCGCGAUGAUUAUAAUUCGCUGAUCGAUAAUUUAACUAAAUAAACGAUGUAUAUUCAUAUUGA